AAUGGCUUCGUGAGUGUACGGAAGCAGCUGCCCACAUGACAACUAUGUGCUUUUGCCACUGACUUCGGACAUUUAGGACUUUUUAAAAUAAUAAAUAUAUAUAUAUAUUUUUUUAAAGUUAAUUCAUCCAGACUCACAACACCCCCGUCUGUUGGACUCUCAAAAGUUUUUCUCUGUGGAGACAAAAGGGCUGCAAGGUGCAGGGAUGAGCAGGUCCAAGUCCAACGAGGAUAAAAGAUCCACAUGGCCUGCGGUCGCUCGACUAACACGCAGUUGCAGCAGUACCGGGUCUAAGGACUCUGGACCGGGCCAGUACAGGAAACAACGCAAGAAGCAGUCGCACUCUGCACUGACUCAGGACCUCAGUCAGAUGAGCGUAAGCGGGCAGGGAGGCCUGACUGCCAGUGAAGGAAAGCAGUUAGGUCAACGUCAAGAUGGCCCCUCUUUGGCCAAAUCUGGUGGCGGCCUGGCCUCCGUGGCCCAUCGGAUGAAGAUGGGUCGCUGUAAGAACAUUGUGGUGGUGGCAGGAGCCGGAAUCAGCACCGCCAGCGGAAUUCCCGACUUCAGAACUCCAGGAACGGGCCUUUACGCCAACUUGGAGGCAUACAACAUCCCCUACCCGGAAGCCAUUUUCAACGUCGACUACUUCUCCAACGACCCACAGCCUUUCUUCUCUCUGGCCAAGGUGCUCUAUCCCGGGAGCCACAGACCCAACUACAUCCACUUCUUCAUCCGCAUGCUGCACCACAAGGGCCUGCUGCUCCGCGUCUACACGCAGAACAUCGACGGCCUGGAGAAAUUGUGCGGCAUCCCUGAUGACAAACUGGUAGAAGCUCACGGCAGUUUUGCCACCGCUUCCUGUCACCUGUGCUACACGCCGUACCCCUCAGAGGAAGCAAAGCGCGCCAUCAUGAGCGGCGACGUCCCCACGUGCACAUUCUGCGCUGCCACGGUCAAGCCCGACGUGGUUUUUUUUGGCGAGGACCUUCCUCAGAAGUACUUCCUCCAUACCAAAGACUUCCCCAAAGCUGACCUGCUGGUCAUCAUGGGGACGUCGCUACAGAUCGAGCCUUUUGCCAGCCUGGUGAACACAGUGCGCGCCACGGUGCCGCGUCUCCUCCUCAACCGGCACGCCGUGGGACCGUUCCAGAGGAUCCCGUUGCGCAGGGGGGACCACGUGGAACUGGGCGACCUGGAAAACACGGUGCGGAAGUUUGCAGAGAUGCUGGGCUGGAACGACAACAUUGUGGACCUGAUGAAGAGUCAAGAACAACAGCAGUGUAUCCCGACGGUCAGUGGCAGAAGCGGAACUGGUGGCGAGGAGUCGGACUCUGAGACGGACAGCAAGUGUUCUGCGUCAUCCUGCCUGAGCAACUGACAGCGGAAGACAACAAUACUGUUGUUGAUCCUUCUCAUGUUUGACAUGUUUUCGCUUCUGACAGUCUGUUUCUAAUGUUCAACAAAUGACAAAUCUACUUUAAGCACGUCUAAAGUCAACUGUUAUUAAUACAGUAUACACACUAUUUUGAGCAAUAUUUAAUAAAACCUGUUGAGUAAUGAGCCCAAACUGACAAUUAAUUUUUUUUAUUUGCCUUUUUUUGUUGUUUUUUGUUUCAGUGAUAGGUUCACUACAUAAAAUAGUGAGAUUUACAUCAUGUAAAAGUGUGCAAAAAGAACACAUUCUCCCCGUGGAGGGGGGACAUGCUGUAUGUUAGACAUGGAGUUCACCAUCAUCAAAGUCCAUGGAAUGAAAGGAAUGUCUGGAAUAGUGUUGGAGGCCUCAUGUAGCCAAAGUUGUAUUUAGAAAUUACAGUGGUAAUGUGAUUUUAAUUAAUGUUGCUUGUUGUCAGCAGCUGUUUGUGAGCUGGAGCCGUGGGCGAUAGAAGCUCCUUGGAAGUAUUCUCAUUUUGAAUUGAGGUGUUUGACAGUUUGUUCCAAAAUUGCAUUGCUAACUGUGGUUCUCCUUGCAUACAUCUGAGGGCAUUACAGUACCAUUGCAUAAUUUUUUUUUUCACUUCAAGCAGCGGUGUAUCUAAAGCUCGCUCUUAAUUCAAAUAAAAUAUUGACCGAGCAACAGU
Molecule: messenger RNA, 2078 nt
Organism: Phycodurus eques (leafy seadragon)
Lineage: Eukaryota; Metazoa; Chordata; Actinopteri; Syngnathiformes; Syngnathidae
Exons: 8
Coding region: 206-1378 (390 amino acids)
Molecular function (GO): NAD+ binding
Source: RefSeq, a predicted model, not a curated record